Messenger RNA from Lacerta agilis (Sand lizard), 1809 nucleotides. RefSeq names its product poly(U) binding splicing factor 60 (gene PUF60). Bases 73 to 1677 code for a protein of 534 amino acids. The transcript is spliced from 11 exons. Gene Ontology annotation, biological process: alternative mRNA splicing, via spliceosome; mRNA splice site recognition; regulation of alternative mRNA splicing, via spliceosome. NCBI's taxonomy places the organism in Eukaryota, Metazoa, Chordata, Lepidosauria, Squamata, Lacertidae. Gene Ontology annotation, molecular function: RNA binding. Gene Ontology annotation, cellular component: catalytic step 2 spliceosome; precatalytic spliceosome. The record is from RefSeq and is a predicted model, not a curated record.
CCGGCCCGUUCUCCCGCGGGCAGUUUAGUUCUCGCGAGAACCUCGCACUCGGGGAAGGAGGAGUCGGGGAAGAUGGCGGCGACGACGGCUAUCUCUCUGGGCACAGAGACCGUCAAGGUAGAAAAUGGACAAAGCACAGCAGCCAAGUUGGGGCUCCCUCCUCUCACCCCAGAGCAGCAGGAGGCUCUUCAGAAGGCCAAGAAGUAUGCAAUGGAGCAGAGCAUCAAGAGUGUCUUGGUGAAGCAGACUAUUGCCCACCAACAGCAGCAGCUCACCAACCUUCAGAUGGCAGCAGUGACAAUGGGCUUUGGAGAUCCUCUCUCACCUUUACAAUCGAUGGCAGCCCAGAGGCAGCGGGCUCUGGCCAUCAUGUGCCGGGUCUACGUGGGCUCUAUUUACUAUGAGCUUGGAGAGGACACGAUCCGUCAGGCCUUUGCCCCCUUCGGCCCCAUCAAGAGCAUCGACAUGUCCUGGGACUCUGUGACCAUGAAGCACAAGGGCUUUGCUUUUGUGGAAUAUGAGGUGCCUGAAGCUGCUCAGCUGGCCCUGGAGCAGAUGAACUCCGUCAUGCUGGGGGGACGGAACAUCAAGGUGGGGAGGCCUAGCAACAUUGGCCAGGCCCAGCCCAUCAUCGACCAGCUGGCAGAGGAGGCACGGGCCUUCAACCGCAUCUACGUGGCCUCAGUUCACCAGGACCUUUCGGAUGAUGACAUCAAGAGUGUUUUUGAAGCCUUUGGGAAGAUCAAGUCCUGCACGUUGGCCCGGGACCCCACGACAGGGAAGCACAAGGGCUAUGGAUUCAUUGAAUACGAAAAGGCUCAAUCUUCGCAAGAUGCUGUCUCGUCCAUGAACCUCUUUGACUUGGGAGGCCAGUACCUCCGAGUGGGCAAAGCUGUCACGCCCCCUAUGCCGCUCCUGACUCCGGCCACUCCAGGAGGCUUGCCCCCUGCAGCGGCAGUUGCAGCUGCUGCUGCCACAGCAAAGAUCACAGCUCAGGAAGCUGUGGCAGGUGUGACAGGAGCUGCCGUCCUCAGCACGUUAACAACUCCAGGGCUGGUGACGCCGGCACUGACCUUAGCACAGCCCCUGGGUGCUUUGCCGCAGGCUGUGAUGGCUGCCCAAGCACCAGGUGUAAUCACAGGCGUGACCCCUGCUCGCCCACCCAUUCCCGUCACCAUUCCCCAGGUGGGUGUGGUGAACCCCAUCCUGGCCAGCCCCCCAACACUGGGCCUGCUAGAAGUAAAGAAGGAGAAGGAAGAGGAGGAAGUUUUCCAGGAGUCUGAGAGGCCAGAAAUGCUCAGUGAGCAGGAGCACAUGAGCAUCUCUGGCAGCAGCGCCCGUCACAUGGUAAUGCAGAAGCUGCUUCGGAAGCAGGAGUCAACUGUGAUGGUCUUGCGCAAUAUGGUGGACCCCAAAGACAUUGACGAUGAUUUGGAAGGGGAAGUGACAGAAGAGUGUGGCAAGUUUGGGGCUGUCAACAGGGUCAUCAUCUACCAAGAGAAGCAGGGCGAAGAGGAGGAUGCUGAAAUCAUUGUCAAGAUCUUUGUUGAGUUCUCCAUGGCCUCAGAGACGCACAAAGCCAUCCAGGCGCUGAAUGGCCGCUGGUUUGCUGGCCGGAAGGUGGUGGCCGAGGUGUAUGACCAGGAGCGAUUUGACAACAGUGACCUCUCCGCAUGAACUCUGCUCCAGAGAGACUUUGUUAUUGUUCUCCUCAACCCCCUUUGUGUUCAGGGAUGCUUCUGGGCCAGCAUCACUUGCUCCUGUCAUGUAUUUGUAGUUUCGGAUAAAAGUGCAAGGAGAAAACCUUUC